Molecule: messenger RNA, 543 nt
Organism: Aureobasidium subglaciale EXF-2481
Lineage: Eukaryota; Fungi; Ascomycota; Dothideomycetes; Dothideales; Saccotheciaceae
Exons: 2
Coding region: 1-543 (180 amino acids)
Biological process (GO): protein dephosphorylation
Molecular function (GO): protein tyrosine phosphatase activity
Source: RefSeq, a predicted model, not a curated record
AUGACAGCCUCUACAAAAUCAGAGGCGCAAAAGCCCGUCUCGGUGCUCUUCGUCUGUCUAGGCAACAUCUGCCGCUCACCAAUGGCCGAAGGAGUAUUCCGGCACAUCACAAACCACACACAUCCAAACGCGCACCCAAUGAUCUCCCACAUCGACUCCUGCGGCACCGGCGCCUACCACGCCGGCGAACCACCAGACCCUCGCACCAUCUCCGUCCUCAAAGCCCACAACAUCACCUCGUCCUUCUAUACCCAUCAAGCUCGCAAGUUCAGGAACUCUGACUUUAAAGAGUUUGACUACAUCUUCCCUAUGGACAGGAAUAAUGAGCAGCAUUUGGUUGAUGCGAGGAAGCGGUUGAUUAAGAAGGGCGAGUUGAAGGAGGAAGAGGCGGGACAGGUCAUGCUGUUUGGUGUCUGGGGUGGUAAGGGUAAGGAGGAAGUGGAUGAUCCUUAUUAUGGCGGUUCGAGGGGUUUUGACAUCGCCUAUGAGCAGGUCGAGAGGUUUUCGAAUGGCUUUGUCAAGAUGUUGGAGGAGCGCAAGUAG